Molecule: messenger RNA, 1859 nt
Organism: Owenia fusiformis
Lineage: Eukaryota; Metazoa; Annelida; Polychaeta; Sabellida; Oweniidae
Source: the annotation of a GenBank genome assembly
CUCUCCCAUCUAUACAGAUGGCCUGAUUUGUCCAGUUGGGUAUAACCUAGUGAGGGACAUCCAAGUUGUUGAGCCUGAGAACUUGACAUGGUCUGAAGCUGCUAUGGAGUGUAUUAGGAAGAAAGGGAGAAUCCUCACAGUGGUAGGCAAUCAAUCUGAACAGAUUGCUAAAGAUGCAAUGGAGAAAUCGCUAGGCAAGACCUGGGUAGGAUAUACUGGUUAUUAUAUUAAAGAUGAAUUAGAUGAAUCUGAUUUGAGAACACCAUUCUACAUUAUGAAGUAUAUCAAAGAUGAACAGUUUGAUGCAUCUUCAUUUAGUGAGUAUGCAGAACAUGCUAGAAUUGAUAAUCAAUAUGCAUGGUGGCCAAAGGCUGCAAGACUUGGUCAAUGGGUCCAGGUUGAUCUAAGGAAAACAAUGUGCAUUCAUGGCAUUGUAACAAAGGGACAUAAGAACACAUAUCAGUGGACAACAGUUUACAAACUCCAUUACAGAAAUAAGUGUAGCAAAUUCCACAUAUUUGAAAAUGAUGGUAAAGAAGAACUGACUGCAAAUAAGCCAACUGCUUAUCAAAACUUUACAGAACCAUUUAAUGCACAGUUUAUACGUCUUUAUCCACAAAAAUGGAACAAGGAUUACCCUGCAAUAAGAUUCGACCUCCUAGUAUCAAAUGAUAGUUGCCCAACUGACUUGCCAUGUGGUAAAUGUCCUGCUAUUAUGAACACACCUACAGGCAAUGUUACAGUCCAGUAUGAGCCAUGUUGCUCCAAGCUACCAUAUAUCUGUGAGAUAGAAUUAUGUGACCAAGAUCAUAAAGAGGCUCCAACACAGGCAAUUGUUACAGAUUCACCUUUUGACUAUGGCACUCCAAAUCCUGAAAUACAGAAAGAAUCUUCAACCCUUCCAACUAUUACAGAAUUAGCUAUUGACAAUACUACAAACAUUCCUGGUGCAAAUCAUGGAAACUGUCCUUGUGCUUUAUGCUCUACUUCACUUACUAUUGGACUGGCAAUUGGAAUGGGGUUUUUCAUGAUCGUCUCAGUUAUCUUACUGAUUUUGCUGAUUCUUUCACAGCAUUAUAAAAACAGCUGUAUAUAUGCAUGCACUUACCCAUCAAAGGCAGGAAAUGAACAUCAUAUUGACACCAACAAGAAGGAUUUUAACCAAACAGUUGAAAUGGUUACACCAAAAGUAACAUCAAAAGCUGAGCUUGUUGAUCUGUACUCUCAAGUUGAUAUUAAAACUAAACAUCAAAAAUCAGAAUUGGUUUCUAUCAAUAAGGAGACAGAUGACACUACAUAUGAUACUGCCUGUCAUGAUACUACAAAUAAUGCAACUGCCUCUGCACAGUAUCAUACCCCUGUCGAUGUUGAUCUUUACAGUGUUGAGCAGAAAGUAGGUGAAGGCAAAACUAUGGAUAUUAAUGACCUAUAUACUCAAGUUGAUAUCAAAACAAAAGUGCCAAAAUCAGAUAGAAGUGGUGCCAAGAAGGAAACAGAUCAAGCUACAUGGACAGUUGAUGCUGUUCAAUAUCAUUCUAUUGCCGAUGUGGAUAAUUACAAUGUUGAGCAGAAAGUGGAUGAUUGCAAACCCCUGGAUGAAGCUAAUGAUCUAUUUACUGCAGUUGAUGAUAAAACAAAAGUUCAAAAGUCAGAGAGAAGUGUUGCCAAGAAGAAAACAGAUGAAUCUACAUGGAAAGUUGGUGCUGUGGACACUACUCGAUAUCAUACUACUGCUGAUGUCGAUAAUUACAGUGCAGGGCAGAAAGUGGAUGAUUGUGAAAUUCCAGAUGGAAUUGAAAUGAUGGGAAAUGAGAUAUACUCAGAUGCUUAGCCAUUGGGUGUAGCAAUGCAAGAGGCAG